Nelumbo nucifera (sacred lotus) is the source of this 1291-nucleotide messenger RNA. RefSeq names its product Haloacid dehalogenase-like hydrolase (HAD) superfamily protein. Lineage: Eukaryota; Viridiplantae; Streptophyta; Magnoliopsida; Proteales; Nelumbonaceae. The record is from RefSeq and is a predicted model, not a curated record.
CCCUGUUCCUGCGAACUAAAUGGGGCCUUAGAGUUGUGCACCAAGCCACCAACUGGUACUACUCUGGUUUUUAUACGGAUCGAACGGUUAAGGUAUGUUCCUUUUAGGCUCGUUGUUUUCUUCCCCAACUGACAGAGAUGGAAGCUUUCUGGACGAAAUGCUCUGCAAGAGCACUCCUGCUAGGAGAGAAACCUUUGAAGAAUAUUAAGCUAUCGAAAUCGAUUGUAUGCUCUUCCAUGGCGGUUCAUACAGAUGGAGGAUCACAUAGGAAGGCUUAUGAUGCAUUGUUAUUGGAUGCCGGGGGUACCCUUCUGCAGUUGGCAAAGCCUGUUGAGGAGACGUACGGGGCUAUCGGGAGGAAAUAUGGUUUGAGUGUGACAGUGGCAGAAAUAAAGCAAGGAUUCAGGAGAGCCUUUGCGGCCCCAUGGCCUGAAAAGCUUCGAUAUCAGGGAGAUGGGCGGCCAUUUUGGAAGUCCAUUGUUUCUGAAGCUACUGGUUGCUCCAAUAAUGACUAUUUUGAAGAAGUAUAUGAGUAUUUUGCAAAUGGUGAUGCAUGGAAACUUCCCAGUGGAGCUUUUGAAACAAUGUGCCUACUGAAAGAUGCUGGAGUUAAAUUGGUCGUUGUGUCCAACUUUGACACCCGCUUAAGGAAGCUAUUGAAGGACCUCAAUGUUGCAGAUCUGUUUGAUGCCAUUAUCAUAUCUUCAGAGGUUGGAUAUGAAAAACCAGAUCCAGAGAUCUUCAGAGCUGCCUUAGACCAUAUCAAUGUGGAGGCUGACAAAGUAGUACAUAUUGGAGAUGAUCAAAGGGCAGAUAAGGUGGGAGCCAAUUCCAUAGGAAUUGAUUGCUGGUUGUGGGGAUCAGAUGUGAAGUCAUUUGCAGAGAUACAAGAUCGAAUUCUCAGAUAAAAUUCAUGGGUUCCACAGAACAAAGGGGUCAGGAUCUGUUGAGAUGCAGCUUGCCUCAGAAAUUGGCCAUUAGAAUCCCUCAAAAUGGGCAUUAUGGGCGUCUAGAAAAGCAUCUCAGGCAUAUGAUAGCUCCAAGUUGGAAAGGGAACUUUGCAGCAUUGAUCUUAACUACAAGGUUCUAUACAAGUCGCUGGUGUCCUUGUCUUAAUCUUUUGGCUGAAAAAAGAACAAAUGUGUCUAAUUUGUCAAAGGGCUCUUGCUGCAAACCCUAUUUUUAUGCACUAAAAUUCAAAUAACAAUGGUAACAAAUAGUUUUUACCAAAACAAGAAACAUGUAAAAUAGCCGAAUAGGAUUAAAGUGUAGAAGAUUAUUGGGCUAUAGA